Trichoplax adhaerens is the source of this 606-nucleotide messenger RNA. RefSeq lists its product as uncharacterized. The annotation marks the transcript as partial. The transcript has a single exon. Gene Ontology annotation, molecular function: quinol-cytochrome-c reductase activity; 2 iron, 2 sulfur cluster binding. The record is from RefSeq and is a predicted model, not a curated record. Lineage: Eukaryota; Metazoa; Placozoa; Uniplacotomia; Trichoplacea; Trichoplacidae. Gene Ontology annotation, biological process: mitochondrial electron transport, ubiquinol to cytochrome c. Gene Ontology annotation, cellular component: membrane.
AAAUCACAAAUACGUCACAGCCAUACUGAUAUCACGGUACCAAGUUUCGACAAUUACCGUCGCGCAGCCAAUUCAAAUCCUGAUACUUCUAAUACCAAUCCUGAUGGUCGCCGAGCUUUCACCUAUAUGAUGGUUGCAGGUGGUGGGGUUGUAGCUGCUCACGCUGCUAAAAAUGUAGUUACAGAUCUUGUAUCAACUAUGAGUGCAUCAGCAGAUGUUCUCGCUAUGGCCCAAAUAGAGGUCGAUUUAACUACCAUUCCAGAAGGUAAAAGUGCAGCUUUCAAAUGGCGGGGCAAACCUUUAUUCAUCCGUCAUCGUACAGCAACAGAAAUUGAACGAGAACAAAAUGUUAACUUGGACGAACUACGUGAUCGAGAACAUGACAAUGAUCGAGUGAAAGACCCCUCUUGGUUGGUAUUAAUUGGAGUGUGUACACAUUUAGGUUGUGUACCUAUUGCAGAUGCCGGUGAAUUCGGUGGCUAUUUCUGUCCUUGUCAUGGAUCUCACUAUGAUGCAUCUGGCAGAAUUAGGAAAGGUCCUGCACCGUUAAAUCUAGAAAUCCCUUCUUAUAAGUUUGCCACUGAUACUACCUUAUUGGUAGGUUAG